CCGGCCCUGGCCCGGUCUCGCCUCGCCCCGGGUUCGCCGCGCCGCCACCGCCAGCAGCCGCAGCAGCGGAGGCAGCGGCGCGCCCCGCCACCAUGAAGGUGACCGUGGACUUCGAGGAGUGCCUGAAGGACUCGCCGCGCUUCAGGGCAGCUUUAGAAGAGGUAGAAGGAGAUGUGACAGAGUUGGAACUGAAACUUGACAAGCUGGUGAAGCUUUGUAUUGCAAUGAUUGACACUGGGAAAGCAUUUUGUACAGCCAACAAGCAGUUCAUGAAUGGAAUUCGAGACCUUGCACAAUAUUCCUGUAAAGAUACAUUGGUUGAGGCCAAUUUGAUGAAGUUCUCUGACACCUUACAGGAAAUGAUCAAUUAUCAUAAUAUUCUGUUUGACCAAAUCCAAAGAUCAAUUAAAACACAGCUUCAGACUUUCGUUAAAGAAGAUAUUAGGAAAUUUAAAGAUGCAAAGAAACAGUUUGAAAAAGUGAGUGAAGAAAAGGAGAAUGCUCUGGUGAAAAAUGCCCAAGUUCAAAGGAAUAAGCAACACGAGGUAGAGGAAGCAACCAAUAUUUUGACUGCAACUCGGAAGUGUUUUCGACACAUAGCUCUGGAUUAUGUUCUUCAGAUCAAUGUUCUUCAAUCUAAAAGGAGAGCAGAAAUCUUAAAAUCGAUGUUAUCAUUUAUGUAUGCACAUCUGGCUUUUUUCCAUCAAGGCUAUGAUCUGUUUAGUGAACUUGAGCCCUACAUGAAAGAGCUUGGAGCACAGCUGGAUCAGUUGGCUGUAGAUGCUGCGAAGGAGAAGAGAGAUAUGGAGCAAAAGCACUCCACUAUUCAACAAAAGGAUUAUUCCAGUGAUGAUACUAAACUAGAAUACAAUGUAGAUGCAGCCAAUGGCAUUGUUAUGGAAGGUUAUUUAUUCAAGCGAGCCAGCAAUGCCUUCAAGACUUGGAACAGGAAAAAGCCAGAUCAUAUCAGGCGCUGGUUCUCAAUACAAAAUAACCAACUUGUGUACCAGAAGAAAUUUAAGGAUAAUCCCACGGUGGUUGUUGAGGACUUGCGGCUCUGCACAGUUAAACACUGUGAAGACAUAGAGAGACGUUUCUGUUUUGAGGUGGUUUCUCCAACAAAGAGCUGCAUGCUUCAGGCUGACUCGGAAAAGCUGCGGCAGGCAUGGAUUAAGGCUGUUCAGACCAGUAUUGCCACAGCAUAUAGAGAAAAAGGGGAUGAAUCUGAGAAACAGGAAAAGAAAUCAUCCCCUUCUACUGGGAGCUUAGAAUCUGGGAGUGAGACAAAAGAGAAGCUGUUGAAAGGAGAGAGUGCUCUGCAGAGAGUGCAGUGCAUUGCUGGCAAUGCUGCCUGCUGUGACUGUGGUUUGGCAGAUCCUCGCUGGGCCAGUAUCAACCUGGGAAUCACACUGUGCAUCGAGUGCUCUGGGAUACACAGGAGCUUGGGAGUCCACUUUUCAAAAGUAAGAUCUUUAACGUUGGAUUCAUGGGAGCCUGAACUCCUAAAGCUUAUGUGUGAAUUGGGAAAUGAUGUUAUAAAUAGAAUAUAUGAAGCGAAGUUGGAAAAAGUGGGAGUAAAGAAGCCACAAUCUGGAAGUCAAAGGCAGGAGAAGGAGGCAUACAUCAGAGCAAAAUAUGUGGAAAGAAAGUUUGUAGAGAAGCAAGCUGCAUCAGUACCUCUGCCUGAGCCUGGAACAAAAGUUUUGCCUCCAAGUCAGGAAGAGAAAAGGCACAGUGGCCCUGAAAAAUCCCUUUUGGCAGGGGAACAAGGUGCAGCAUCCCACAAAGUGCGAAGCAGUGACAGUGGGAUCCAGCCAAGCACUGAUGACAGCAGAGAACACCUUGCCUCUACUAUAUCAGCCAACAGUUUGUAUGAACCAGAAGGAGACAAGCAAGAGUCUCCAGUGUUCUGCGACUCCAAGCAGCCUAGUCCAGGAUUGCAGUUGUAUCAAGCUGCCUUUGAGAAAAAUCUUCCUCACAUGGCAGAAGCAUUGGCUCAUGGAGCUGAAGUAAACUGGGUCAACGUGGAAGAAAACAAAGCAACACCACUCAUUCAGGCAGUGCGAGGGGGUUCAUUGGUUACUUGUGAAUUUUUGCUGCAGAAUGGGGCCAACGUGAACAUCCGAGACAUGAAAGGAAGGGGGCCCCUGCACCAUGCCACAGUUCUAGGACACACUGGACAAGUGUGCUUAUUCCUAAAACGAGGAGCAAACCAGCAUGCCACUGAUGAAGAUGGGAAAGAUCCAUUGAGUAUAGCAGUGGAAGCUGCAAAUGCAGAUAUUGUAACACUGUUGCGUUUAGCAAGGAUGAAUGAAGAAAUGCGUGAAUCAGAAGGACUCUAUGGGCAGCCAGGAGAUGAAAUUUAUCAGGACAUUUUUCGUGAUUUUUCUCAAAUGGCAUCAAAUAAUCCAGAGAAGUUAAACCGCUUCCAGCAGUCAGAUUCCCAGAAGUCUUAAGUGUCAAGAAGGAAAAGAACCUGAAGCUUAUAGUGCAAGUCUUUUUUUACUUUAACAGAAUGAAUUGUAUGCAUUUUGUUAGAUAGUUUGGAUAAAAUGACCACUCCAAUGUAGCUGUAGAUUGUGGUAGCUGGGGAAGUGUAUGAGUUGGUUUAUGUUCUCCAGUACAUAUACCUCAGCAGCUGAAGAUGUUUCAAGCCCCUGUGUCCCUGCUGGCUGAGUGUAAAGCAGCCCCUGUUCAUGGCCAGCUUUGCAGCUCAGGGGUGGCAGAGCUGCAGGGUGCUCACAGCAGCUCUGCUGCCCAGGGCCAUCGCUGGCAUCUGUCCCCCUACCCAUAAAUAAUGUGCCUCUGACAGAAGGUCUGGGUUGCAUUUUCUGGGACUGUUUGGAAGGGAAUCUGGGCAAUGAUUUACUGAGUUGUCCUUCCAUUUGUGGGAGUGCAGCUCAACAGAUUCUCUUGCUCCUGUGGUGACUCUGGUUAGAGGUAGGCUGUUCUUCACAGGUGCUCUUCUGCACCUGUGCUGCUCUUCUGCAAGCUCUUUCCCAGUGGAAGCUCUAGCACCAGGCUGGCCUUUAUGCUGGUGACUGCAGGUCAGUCACAAAGGGAUAUAUCCUGGGGACCAAAUUCCUAAGAGCAGUCCAUUUUUCUUUUUUUUCUUUUUCUCUUAAAUUGAACUUUCAGCACAGCAAGUAUCCUUCUAAAUGAGCAUGUGGAACCUUUCGUGAAAAAUAAACUUAAUCCUUUUGGACAUGAUGUGGGGUUUGUUUGUAGUAUUUUGACAUGAAAACUUGAAAUUUGAGACAUGAAAGUAUUGAGCCAACAAAGUUUGUGUAGAAUAGUUGUACAAAGGCUGUUUCUGCUUUUUGCUGUUCUCACUACAAGCCCUAAGCUCAGUAUAAAAGUCUCACGUCUUGCAGCCACUCAAAGUUUAGGGCAAUCAGUCCCUUCUAUCAGGAAGCAGUAGCCCUUGUAUGAUUUGCAAUGAUGUGUAUGUUUAUGUGUUGUCUAAACUAAGGUGAGCACAGGAAAAACUAGAAUUUCAGUGCACAUUUCUAUCAAGUAACAAAUGAGCACAGUCUGCAACUGUGUUGUGAGGGCAGCAAGACAAUUUGCUUUAUGCAGUAGUGAGCCCCACUCUGCCCUUGUGCAUGUAUAAAUGGUGUCUCAAGAUAUAUGCUUAUAUAUCAGGUUAUUUAUACCUAGAUAAAAUUCUCCUAAACCUUAAACCAGCAGAUGCAAUUCUUUAUCCUCUAUUUGUGUACCCUAUGGAGACAGCUUAAGCAGAGUUUUUAGGUGACAUAGCAUCAAUGUGAGUUUUCAGCAAUCCUAAUAGCUGUGGCAUUGUUAACUUGCUGUUUAAGUGUAUUUAGGAAAUGAAUUGGCUUUUCUCCUUGGAAAGAUAAGCAAAACUGGGAUAAAACAAGUUGAAAUCUGUAAACUAUGGUAAAGUUAAACUUUCUGGCACGUUAAGUUUUAAGAAGGUAUUUCAAAUAUGUAAUAGUCUGCAUAUUAUUAUUGCUACAAAAUUAGUAGUGUUGUAGAAUUGUCCAGUGGAUUUUAUUUCCAAGUAGAAUAGUCUUACAAGACAGUUCUUGCUUUGUAUGUGGUCUAAUUAUGGUAGGAAAAUCAGAUUCUGCCCAUUUAAAGUGCACAUUUAAUCUGAAUAAUAAGAAACUUAAGGAUAUCACCUGUAAGCAGUAAUUUUUAGUAAGUUGGUUUUUAAAUAGCUGCCUAUGAAAUGAUAAUAUACUUCCUAAUCAGCAGUAUUUACCAGGAAAUGGGUGUUUUAGUAGGUCUUAGAGAAAGUAAGAUUCCUGGUGUACAGAUGGGACAAUGUAAGAUAUGACUGCAUAACAUACACCUUAGACAUAGGUUUUUCUAAAUGUUUGUCUUUCCCAGCCUGGCUGGCAGGCAGUGUGUAGUGUGAUUGGCUGGAAUGUAAAGCUGCCUAAAGCUUAGUAGCAUAAUUGCUGUCUCAGUCCGGCUGCUGGAGAACAGGUCUGAGAGAUGUAUUUCAAAUCUACACUGGUGAUUUCCUCCCUGGCCACAAAAUCUCUGUGACAAAUUCUGCAGGAUGAUUUCUCUAGACUAAGAAGUUAUUUCUGUAGGUCUACACGUCCAUGUGUUGUGUUCCUGACUCUCAUCUGUCUGGGAAACAGUGUCAGUCAGUCUGUGCUAAAGGAUGCACCCCACCUGACUGACAGGUGAUGUGACUUGUCAGGAGCUCUGGAGUUUCAAUGGAUUAGGGAGUAGGUGUGUCACUUGUGAUCCUCAGCCUUGUUCCCCUGUCUUUUUGGGAAUGAUAGGAUGUCCAGUAUAAACUGCACUCAGUUAAAGCCUUUUUCAGGUGCAUAUAAACUUAAAUUUCUGAAUGAUCAUAUUGAGUUAUGCCACUACCUGUGUUAGAAUGUUGGAAUUUGUUCAUAUGGAUUUGGGUGAAGGUGAAUUUGGAUUGUAGAGGUAUUGUAGAGGACUGUAGAGGUAUUUUCACAAACAGCCCACAUUGCAAUCAGAUGGAUGCCUGUUCCAGGUGCUCAUUAGUACAUUGUGGACUUCAGCCUUUCUCCCCAUUAGGACCUGAUCCAGGAAGUCACUGAUAUCAGUGGCAGUCUUUCCACUGAUUUUGGAGAUUUUGGAUUGUACCAUUAGUGGCUUUUAAUGUUACAGUGCUAAAGGAUCCUGUAUUAAUACUGCAUUUUUCACUCUGUGGGGUUUUAUAUUUUACCUGUUUGUAUACUGAGCUGAAAUAGUUUUAGAAAAUGCAACCAGACCUUCCAACUGCUGUCAGCAAAUCCCUGUACAAGAGGAAGUUUCUCCUGUUUUGCAUUAUGACAUCAGUACACAUGUGUUGUCCAAAUUACUAGGUCUCCUGGAUAGAGCAUAAACUUUGUAGCACUAAACUAAAAAGGUGAGAACUAGAACAAGUGGAGGGUUGAUGUCAUGUUUCCAGGACUUUGGUGCUUCUCUGCAGCCAUCUGUUUUAAAUUGUGGAUGUUACCUCUGCUGCUUCACCUUGAGAAUCUCAAAUAACACAGUGACUAUGAAAUGACCCUUUGAUGAAAAUGCAAAUAAUAAUAUGUAAGUACAAAGGACGUGGUAUUUUUACAGUGUCAAAAGGACUUAGCUGAUUAUUCUGAUUCUUCAAUACACAAAGUAUUUUGAGAAUCAAUUUUUCAGGCUACAAUCUGUGCCCCAUUCAUUAUGGACACUUUUUCCCAAGCUGGAGUUUAUGGCUUGUGCAUUCUGACAACCAACAUGCCUUGCUCCUGUGCUUACACAAAGGCACAGUUUUAAAACAGGGACAACUCUGGAGAGGCACUACUGGGGAAAAGGAUGAGUGUACCACUUUGGUAUAUACCCUUUCAUACGCUUGCUUUAUCUUUUUGCAUACAGUAUUUUCUUGUUUCUCUUCCCAUGGAAGGAGAUGACAGAGGAGGAAAAAUUCCACUCCCUUUUCUGUUAGGAGCCUAAGUUUUCCAUGUUUUGACAGAAAUCGCCAUGAAAUCAUCGUUUCCUCAAGCAGAGACGUUACUUUCUCCGAAGUGAUGAACUUCUUUUUUUUUUUUUCCCUCCGCGCGUUCCUCUGUACUCGGUGUUUUUUAAGCAUUCCAGCAGUAAAAUGUAAAAUAACCCUUCCCCCCCUUAAGCUGUAAUUGUACAGACUGUAUACUCCGCCCUCCUUCGCGUUAUGUACGGCUGUAGAGUUUGUAUCUAAAACUUGA
Camarhynchus parvulus is the source of this 6179-nucleotide messenger RNA. It is a transcript of the gene ACAP2, whose product is annotated as ArfGAP with coiled-coil, ankyrin repeat and PH domains 2. Gene Ontology annotation, molecular function: protein binding; GTPase activator activity. NCBI's taxonomy places the organism in Eukaryota, Metazoa, Chordata, Aves, Passeriformes, Thraupidae. Gene Ontology annotation, cellular component: cytoplasm; endosome membrane. The transcript is spliced from 24 exons. Bases 93 to 2456 code for a protein of 787 amino acids. The record is from RefSeq and is a predicted model, not a curated record.